Salvia splendens (bonfire salvia) is the source of this 1625-nucleotide messenger RNA. RefSeq names its product transcription factor GTE6. Gene Ontology annotation, molecular function: protein binding. Lineage: Eukaryota; Viridiplantae; Streptophyta; Magnoliopsida; Lamiales; Lamiaceae. The transcript is spliced from 9 exons. The record is from RefSeq and is a predicted model, not a curated record. Bases 209 to 1360 code for a protein of 383 amino acids.
AUUAUAAUUGCUGUACUUCCUAAAUCUUUUAAUAUCUAGGCAAACAGAAAUCCAUAUUCAGUGUAUUGGGAAAAAAAAUUGUUUUGGUUCUUUACGAUUGAAUAAUUCUAUUAAAUUGUUUAUUGCAGCUUUCAAUUUAGUUACUGUAACUUGUAAGUGUUGGGCAUUCAUUCUCAUUUCCCUGGAAAAAUUUGGUCCUUUGAUUGCGAUGGAUUCAAAGACUGAUUCAGUUCUUGAAGCGCCGCCAGAAACGGCGGCGAUGGAUAAGUCUCAAGCGGAGAGCUUGAACCAAGGCGUGGAUGAAUUGUUCAUAAAAGUUGACCAGCUUGACCAUAAACUCAAUGAGAUUGAGCGAUUCUACUCGAGUUCAAAUACGAAGCUCCCGAACACUCCAAGAGGUGGUUCUUUAGUGAAGGACAAAGAAAGGGAGAAAUUCUCUGCGGGCAGUUUUAAGAAGAAGCAGCAAGAUAUAGCAAGUAGGGAAGCAGCUGCUGCUCAGAGAAUGCAGGAGCUUAUGCGCCAGUUUGGGACGAUGUUGCGCCAGUUAACUCAACACCAGUGGGCGGGACCAUUCUUGCAGCCUGUGGAUGUAGUAGGUCUUGGUUUGCAUGACUACUAUGAGGUUAUAGAGAAACCCAUGGAUUUCAGCACCAUCAAAUGCAGAAUGGAGGCCAAAGAUGGUACUGGAUAUAAAAAUGUCCGAGAAAUAUGCGCUGACGUGAGGCUGAUAUUCAAGAAUGCAAUGAAAUAUAACGAAGAAAGAGAUGAUGUUCAUGUUAUGGCCAAAACUUUGUUGGACAAGUUUGAGACAAAAUGGUUGCAACUUCUGCCAAAAGUUGAUGAAGAGAUCUGUUUAAAGGAAGAAAGGCGGAAAGAAGAAGAAGCUGAGAUGCAACUAGAUGUGCAUCUUGCACAAGAAGCUGCUCACGCCAAAAUGGCCAGAGAAUUAUGUUUAGAACUAGAUGAGGUUGACACACAUAUCGAGGAACUCAAAGAUUUGGUACUUCAGAAAUGCAGAAAGAUGACAACUGAAGAGAAGAAACGACUUGGGACUGCCAUCACUCGUCUAUCUCCUGAGGACAUUAAUAAGGCUUUAGAAAUAAUUUCCCAGAACGACCCCACGUUUCAAGCAUCAGGAGAUACUGUGGAAGUUGACAUUGACGCACAGAGUGAAUCCACCUUGUGGAGAUUGAGGUUUUUCGUCAAAGACACAUUGCAGUUGCAGAUGAAGAGUUCAACGAGCACUGGAGGGAACAACAACGGUGACAACAAUCAGAACUGCAACAACAAACGAAAGCGAGAUAUACCCGAAAGCCUAGCUAAAACUGCACCAAAAAAGAGCAAAAAGCCCCACAGCUGAGGAUGGCAUGCAAUUUUGCAUCAAGAGUUCUAUGUAUAUGAUGAAUCUCUCAUUGUAUAGGUGGCUUCCUAGUUGUUUCAGACUAGAUAAAGAUAUUGCUUUUUUGUUGGUGGCCAAUAAAUGGCAGGAGAAAAAAAGAGUGUAGAUAGGUUUCUUUGGAGUAUUACUAUGACUUAUGGUAAAAAAGUGAUUCUGUAUUCCAAUUUUUAUACUAUGAAAGAUAUUGGUGAUGCAAAUGUUAUUUUUGGUAUUACAUUGCUGAAAA